AUGACCGCUCAAGAUGAGUCGAGCGGGACUCCCUCGCAACAUCCUCAGGCGGGGGACGAGGAGCCUUAUCAGGGGUUGCAGAAGGGGUCCUAUACUGAGCAACAACUGCGCCAUGCUUCUGCUCACCACUUACACAUGACGAGUCGGCGCUUUUUCAUCGGUCCGAUUCCCAAGGGCUGGAUUAAUGGUCAUCGCAAAUCAUGGUAUCGCGCACGUCUACAGUUCAAGAACUACUCAUCCAAGACUCUCUCAUUCUCCAUCGACCCUGUGGCUGCUCACUACAAUCAAGGCCAAACCGACGGUGUAGGCCACGUGGUCAAUGAACCGGCUCAAGAAGCAAUACUCACGCUGCGCGAUUCUCACGACGCAGCUGCUUCUGAGGACGAAAGCGCGACGGAGUCGGUAGGGUCCGAGGACGACACGCCCGGGGAGCUGCGGACGUUGUCUCACCCCGUAUCGGAAGAUGACGUGAUUGGGACGGAUUCCGAAGCCGAACGCACCACAGGGGAGAUUGCUACCUCCACCGAGGGGAAUGAAGUGAUUAACGUGCAUGCCGAGGGCGGAUCCGCAUCCGAGGAGGAUUCCGAUGCAACCCCACGGGCGAGUGCCCGCCCCCGUUCCAGGCAUGACGGCUCACCAAGCGACGACGACGAUCACUCGAGCGGCGACGAUAAUACGGCCUCGUCAUACGUGACCGCUAGGGAAGACAUUGCAAGCAGCGUCAAUACAGACCACACCUCGUCUACUGUUCGCCUCGCGAGACCGUCACCGGGAGCUCGGCAGCGAUCACAAGGAUCGCAACAUCUGAGGAUCAUCGAAAAUAGGCACGGCAGUCCCCUGACUCCGAGUGCUUCUGCGGCUCCAAGCGAAGCUGACUCCACUACUAGACUGCUCAAGUCCAGGCCUCAGAACCAAAGAUCCAAGAGCAAGGCCUCGGCUGUGUCCAAACAGACCUUGGAGCGUCAGGAGCCGCAGAACGAGGAUGACGCCGAAUUGGAAAGCCACGACCAUAAUAUCCCGAGACAUCGAAAAAUCACCAAGAAAGUGACACGGUUCAACUUGGACGACAAUGUCUUAGACAAAAAACAGAGACUGCGUUCUCGUAUUAACCGAACGCAUGGGGCGAUCUCCACAAAUCGCCCGCGCCGCCGGAAGGUCCAAGAUGGAGAGAUCAUCAAGGCGGAAAAGAUGCUGGUCUUGGUCGAAGAGACGCUCCAAGAUACUCUCCCGGAAGACUACCAGGAGAAAGAUUCCUUACGAAUGGAAUCUCGACUUGUAGAUGACUGGAAAGAAUACUUGGUUGUAUGCCGCAAAGGCUCCACUGAUGACAGCCCUUUCGUCCUGCAAAUGUACCGGACCCGUGUCAUCCCCGACGCUCAAAACCCGAAGAAUAAAUCAAAGCCGUUUUGGAACGUGCGCCUUGAUAGAAAAACCACCAGAGUCAAUCUCUACUCGGCUCUCGAUAAGACUAUUGUCAUAUGGCAUUCUCGCAGUCAUGGUAACAAAAUGUUCAUUAUACGACCCAAGUCCACAGCACAUGCCACUGAAUGGUAUACCUUGAUCAGACAGAUUCUUGGAUGGCGGCGACCAGACAUACUGCCGAUCAAUGUGCCUGACCUAGGCGUGUCCUUAGUUUUCAACAAUCCGUUCGGUCAACUUGAAGAACGGCUCGGGGUGAAAAGUGACAAGAGUCAGCACACGACGGUGCUGGGGCGUGCUGCAGCACAGGAAGGAUUCGUGGCAUCGAAUAUUAUCAAAGGCUGCAUUGAUUUAUUACAGGAUUGCCCUGAGUGGUGUGAGGUUCUGAAGUCGUGGUCCAAGACACAAAAGAUGGGUCUGGCCUGGAAACGAUACGACCGCAUCGAAUGGAUCUAUGGCGUACAGGAAGAGAACAUGUACGGAACGAUGGCGAUGCUGUCCGCACAUGAACUCGAGCUUCGACCCCGACAUCACUAUCCGACGACUAUUUCAAACGGAGGGGCUAAAGAAGAGGAGCCCCCUCCUGUCGAAGGCUUCUUGAUCCGAUUGACAUCCCAGAAGGGACUACAUCAGCGGAUGCACAAAAUGUUCUACAAGAGACUAUAUUUCUACACACAAGAUCAUUUAAUGUUCUUUUGCCGCCCGGCAAGGGCAAUACCACCUGGACUGCCACGCUUCGAGUUGCCUGAAAGCUCGGAGUUGCCAACCACGCGCCAGAUCAUGGAUCAAAUGCCAAUGUGGUGGGAUGUUGAGCCGUAUGCUUUGGAAGAUGGUGAAAUUUCCUGGCUGAAAAGUGGUAAUCCGGAAUUUGUUCGACACCAUGACGAAGAGGCGCUUGCACAGUAUCGAAGGAACGUGCACAACAUCGGUCAAGCCGAGGGAUAUAUCGAUCUCUGCAAAGUGACAAAAGUCCGAAACAUGCGUCCUUGUAGCAGUCCUGCUGAUCCCAACAUGUCCGAAGGGCCUUCUGUUAACUUCCAUCCGGAGCCCGACGACGAUCGCAAUGAGGACGGUACCACCAAGGACUUUGAGUCCGAUCGAGUCUUUGAACUGGUCCUCGAGAAUGGACUGGUGAUUCGUCUACAAGCCUUCGAUCAGGCCACGAGAGAUCAAUGGGUCAAGGGAAUGGAAGCUUUAGUGAAUUACUGGAGAAAGCGCUGCUUUGAAGAUGCUGCAGAACUCCACUCUGUACGCCAGAGGAAUCUCAAAAUUCUUGAGAUCGAUGAAGAGUUAGAAUCUGCCGUGGGGCAGUUUGCACAGAAAUGGGAAUUGAGGAAAGCGGAGGCGUCGCCACAUUUACACAACAUGUGCUUACUGGCAGGUUGUCGGCCGAUUAAGAUGGCCGGUCAACUCUAUCGCAAGCCCCGACGCCAUGCAACGUUCGCAAAAUGUCAAGUUGUCCUUACAGCAGGCAAACUGGUCAUCUUUCGAAGCACGCUUCGUCAGAGGAGCGGUACAGAAGUCCCUCAUAUCCACCAGGACCUCGAUUCCGUCAUUGAUCUGAACAACUGUUACAUUUACUCAGGACUAGCAACUGAGGCUGACCUUUUGUACGCCAACGAAACUUUUGAUAACAACAACCCGGGCGUGUCUGCUCUGCCUCGCGUGUAUCUUGCGUCAGAUACAUUUACCAGCCGGGAUGAAGACACCGCCACUACCUUCGUGAUCUGGCAGCCUCGGCGCAAGAACUAUUUCCGUGCCGAGCAUAAAGUCUCCCACGGCAAAUCCACACGAUCUCUGCGACAUGUGUCGGCACUCGGCAAGAACGGCCGAAGUAUUGUUUUUAUGGCUCGUAGCCGCAUGGAAAGAGACCGUUGGGUCUUGAGCAUUUCAUCGGAGAUGGACCGACUACAGGAAGAAAUGGAAGAGGAGAUUCGCAUUGUCCCUGCGUCAUAG
Messenger RNA from Penicillium diatomitis, 3375 nucleotides. RefSeq names its product sporulation-specific 71 family protein. The transcript is spliced from 3 exons. Gene Ontology annotation, cellular component: prospore membrane. Gene Ontology annotation, biological process: ascospore-type prospore membrane formation; protein localization to prospore membrane. Bases 1 to 3375 code for a protein of 1124 amino acids. The record is from RefSeq and is a predicted model, not a curated record. NCBI's taxonomy places the organism in Eukaryota, Fungi, Ascomycota, Eurotiomycetes, Eurotiales, Aspergillaceae.